This is a messenger RNA of Aspergillus saccharolyticus JOP 1030-1, 2669 nucleotides long. Its product is annotated as cysteine--tRNA ligase. Gene Ontology annotation, cellular component: cytoplasm. NCBI's taxonomy places the organism in Eukaryota, Fungi, Ascomycota, Eurotiomycetes, Eurotiales, Aspergillaceae. Gene Ontology annotation, molecular function: cysteine-tRNA ligase activity; ATP binding. The transcript has 2 exons. Gene Ontology annotation, biological process: cysteinyl-tRNA aminoacylation. The coding region runs from base 68 to 2467 and encodes 799 amino acids. The record is from RefSeq and is a predicted model, not a curated record.
GCCACCAUCACGAAUACCCCACAUUACUCCUCAGUUCUUCUUACGGCGUUUCAGUCGCUCGUUCAGGAUGGAAAGUCGCCAACAGCCUCCCUGGCAGCAGCCGCCCGCGCGCCCCGAUGCCCGCCUCCCUCCUCUCAAAGUAUGGAACUCUUUGACCAGAUCCAAGACUCCUUUCGUACCCUUGGAUCCCGAGGGACGUAAAGUCAAGUGGUAUGCUUGCGGCCCCACGGUCUACGACGAUGCGCAUUUAGGCCACGCUCGCAAUUAUGUCAGUACCGAUAUUCUGCGCCGUGUACUCAAGGACUACUUCAACUAUGAUGUUCAAUUUGUCAUGAACAUCACAGACGUGGACGACAAGAUCAUUAUCCGCGGUAGACAGCAACAUCUGUUCAACAAAUAUGUCACCGAACACCCGAACAUCACCCCCGAAGUUCUCGAGACUGCCCGGUUGGCAUACGGUGCAUACAUCAAAAAGAACCUCCCUUUGAUCGAUCCCGACACGAAGCCAGAAAACUUUGGUACGGAGGCUGAGAAAAUUUAUGGGGUGGUUUUGAAAGGUGGCUCUUUGGAGGCGGACAAAAAGCCUGGCGAUGCGGAGACGAAGAUCAAAAUGCACGUCAAGACCGCGACGGCAUCAUCGUCGGCCAUUGCGGAUGCGGUAAAGAGUUCCGACGUCUCGAGUCAAGCUUUCUAUGAUGCCACGCAGGAUGCAUUCUGCUACUACCUCGACAUAACCCAAGGAUCUACGAUUCCUGGCGACGCCUAUGAAAUCUUCACGAAGCUCACAAAGAAAUACGAAGACCACUUCAUGCGUGAUAUGAGAGAUCUGAAUGUGCUCGAUCCCGACGAGAUUACCAGAGUCACCGAGUAUGGCCCACAAAUUGCGGAUUUCGUCGAGAAGAUUGUUGCGAACAAGUUUGGAUAUGUGGCCUCGGAUGGCUCCGUAUAUUUCGACAUCGAAGCGUUCGAAAAGGCCGGCAACCACUAUGCCCGAUUGGAGCCUUGGAACAGAAACAACCAGCCUCUGCAGAGGGACGGCGAGGGCGCUUUGUCGCGGGCAACGGAGAAGAAAUCCCCCGACGACUUUGCUCUCUGGAAAUCGUCUCGACCCGGUGAGCCUAGUUGGUCCAGCAAGUGGGGUCAAGGAAGACCCGGCUGGCACAUUGAGUGCUCUGCUAUGGCUUCCAGCUGCUUGGGAAGCCAGAUCGAUAUUCACUCGGGUGGUAUCGAUCUUGCUUUCCCUCACCAUGAUAAUGAGCUUGCUCAAAGUGAAGCCUACUGGCAUGAGCACAAGCACCAGUGGGUCAACUACUUCCUCCAUAUGGGUCACCUGUCUAUUGCAGGCUCGAAGAUGUCCAAGUCCCUGAAAAACUUCACAACCAUCAGUGAUGCGCUCAAGCGGGGUGACUACACUGCCCGUAGUCUGAGAAUUGUUUUCCUGCUGGGCGGAUGGCGCGACGGUGUUGAGAUCACAGAUGAGCUGGUUAAGAGCGCCUCUUCAUGGGAAGAGAAGGUCAACAACUUUUUCGUCAAGGUUAAAGAUCCUUCCACAUACCAGACUUCCACCACGGAUGCGGCGUCAACCGAAACUCUGACGCAGGCCCUUAAGUCCACCCAGGACAAGGUCGAUGAGCACUUCUGCGACUCUUUUGAUACUCCUCGAGUCAUGGCUGCUAUCUCUGAACUCAUCACCACUUUCAACUCUCUUGACAUCCAAACUCUCGACCCCCAAGCCAUUGAGUCCACUGCUAAGUGGGUAACACGGAUUGUGACCAUUUUCGGUUUGAACGGGGCUACUCCUGUAGACAAGUGCGAGAUCGGUUGGGAGGGUACCGACAUACCUGAGGUGGCGAAGCAGUAUUUGUACCCGCUCUCUGCAAUGCGUGACUCUUUGCGCCAAGCUGCCAUGUCCGGGAACCAGGUCACAUCAGACAAGGUCAAGGAGAUUAUUGAUGCAGCAGCAGUGAAAGAUGCGGAGACAACUGAGGCUGCCAAGCCAUACUCUCAGACCCUAGAAUCUUUUAGCGCCCAGCUCGCGUCGUUGAGCCUGGAAGAUCCGAAGAGCUCCGCGAAGGAGAUUCUCUCUCUCUGCGAUCGUUUGCGCGAUGUUGAUCUUUUCAACCUUGGCAUCUACCUUGAGGACCGCGAGAACAAGCCGGCUCUCGUUCGCCCCGUCACCAAGGACCUGCUGCAAACCCGUGAAGAGCAGGCGCGCAAGGCCCUGCAGAAGCAGCAAGAGAAGGAAAAGAAGGAGCGGCUUGCUCAGGAGAAGCUUGAGAAGGGAAAGCUGAGCCAUCUCGAGAUGUUUAAGACGAACGAGUUCAGCGCUUGGGACGAAGACGGUAUGCCAACCAAGGACGCUGCCGGCGAACCCCUUGCCAAGAGUCGCGGCAAGAAGUUGAGGAAAGACUGGGAGCGUCAGAAGAAGGCCCAUGAAGCGUGGCUUGCCAGCCAACAGGGGAAGUAGUAGUUGAGUACAUAGGAAAGAACCUGAUGCAGUUUUUCAGCGGGACUGAAGCUUUGAUUCUCAUACAUCUUGCGCAAUCAUUAGAUCUUCUAUGAAGCUCGUUCAUCUUGAACGAUCCGAUUAGCAGUAAUUGUCCCCCAUUUGAUUCUUCCAGCUCCGCUUAACCCAGUCAGCCAUGCCUACCGUCCAUCCACACCGAAGG